Enterobius vermicularis (human pinworm) is the source of this 1227-nucleotide messenger RNA. Lineage: Eukaryota; Metazoa; Nematoda; Chromadorea; Rhabditida; Oxyuridae. The record is from the annotation of a GenBank genome assembly.
AUGAGUUGUCUUUUACCUUUACUUACUUUACGUGCACUCACCUCAAGGGUUGAACGUGAUUUAAUUUCUGCUUUUAGUCGUUCACACAUUUCAACAGAUUUUCAGGUUUCUAGCAUGAUGGCAGAACUUGAGGACCAUAAAACUGAGGAAGGUGUGUUACGUGAAGAAUUGUUACGUCUUAAAAAUGAGAACGAAAACAAUAUUCAGGAAAUUGAACAGCUGACAAGACAGCUUGAUCAAAGGUGCUUAUAUGAUUUCCACUUCGUAAGAUUAGUUCAUUUUUUAUACGGCUUUUUUAGGCCUUCAGAAGACGACAUAAAAGUUUUAAGGCAGGAGUUGGUUCGUUCGCAACAGUUAAUGGACAGCAUAACCCAAAAAAGAGAACUUGAAAUUUCUGAGCACAUUAGUACUAUUGAAGAACUGGAACGCCAAAAAAAACAGUAUGCUUAUGACUCGCUUAGUUUUGCCAGUAAGGAUGGAGCAAAAAUUGCAGUUGAACAAUUGGAACUUGAGAAUCAGAAGUUACUUAACGAUUUAAAAAAAACAGAACUUAGCAUGAAGGAAGCAGUUUAUGAAAAAGAAAUGCUUCAAAAGAAAGAAAGAAAAGAAUGGGAAACCAGAUUACUUGAUAGGGACGAAUGCAUAAAAAAACUGAAUGCUUCUGUUGAGAAGCUUAAAGCUGAUUACGCAGCAUCUGAGGAGGAGUGCAAAGGAAAAGUAACUAUCAAUUUUCAGUGCCUUUAUCUUUCUAUUUCAUUUACCCACACAACUUUAUUUACCGUUUAUUUUGACAGCUUUUCAAAUAUGAAAGGAAUUUUUAAAUACGUGAAUUCCAUGUUUGUUUUUUUUUCUUUAGCACUAUUUACCAGUAAUUUUGCAAGGUGUUUGAAUACGGAAAGUGAUUUGGAUUUUGAAAGAGAACGGGCUGCAGAAAAUAGACGUCGCUUCGAAGAAGCUUUGUCUGCAAUGCACGAGUUAGGAAGAGCAAACCAAACAUUGCAGAUGGACAUCUCGAAACAGUUUAGCAGGAAGUGGCUUGACGACACAGAAGCAAUAAGUUGCAAUGCAUGCCAAAAACUAUUUUCUCUUACUGUUCGUAAACACCAUUGCAGACUUUGUGGACAGAUCUUCUGUGCCUCUUGUUCGUCACGUACUGCUCAAAUACCGUCUAGUAAAAACCCUGUCAGAGUCUGUAAUGCUUGUUACGAAGAAAUUUUGAACAGAUAA